Messenger RNA from Papilio xuthus (Asian swallowtail), 3135 nucleotides. Its product is annotated as UDP-glucuronosyltransferase 2B4-like. The record is from RefSeq and is a predicted model, not a curated record. Bases 95 to 3079 code for a protein of 994 amino acids. NCBI's taxonomy places the organism in Eukaryota, Metazoa, Arthropoda, Insecta, Lepidoptera, Papilionidae. The transcript has 8 exons. Gene Ontology annotation, molecular function: UDP-glycosyltransferase activity.
AAACUAAUGUUAUUUAAAAGAGUUAAUAAGUACCACUUAAAACACGAUGAAAACUCGUUUGCUGACUAUUUAGUCUAACUUAUAUUCCUUUACAAUGAGGAUCAUUUUCUUCUUUAUUUUAAUAAACUUAUAUAAUAUUAAAACAGCAAGAAUAUUAGCUGUAUUCCCAACACCGUCUAUUAGUCAUCAAAUUGUAUUUCGUCCUUUAACACAAGCACUAUCAAGAAGAGGCCAUGAAGUUACAGUUGUUACAACGGAUCCUGUGAAUUCAAAAGACCCUGGUCUAUUUAAUUUGAUUGAAAUCGAUUUGCACAAUAUUUCAUACAAUUCAACUAACAGAAAUGUAUAUGAAACAUACGGUAAGCAGGAAAGUAUGUAUACACAAAUAUUUAUGUUCGCUAAUCUGCUUACAAAUAUCUUUGAAGAACAGUUAAAAACAAAAGAAGUGCAGAAUUUGCUAAAGAAGAAUGAAAAUUAUUAUGAUCUAUUAAUUCUUGAAGCUUGCAUCAGACCUGCUUUAGUAUUCUCACAUAUAUUUAAAGCGCCAGUUAUUCAAAUUAGUUCUCUUGGAGGUAUGUUAUUCAACUAUGAAGCAUUAGGAGUUCCAAUACAUCCAACAGUGUACUUCACAACAAUGCGACAAAAUUUAUAUGACCUCUCAGUGUGGGAUAAGAUGAUGGAAUUGAAAGUAUUUCUACAAGUUUAUUUUGCACAUUUUAUUUGUGAACAUUUACAAAAUGUAAUGUUGAGUAAAUAUUUUGGAAGUAACGUGCCUCGCAUCGACGAACUGAACAACAAUAUUCAUAUGUUAUUUCUAGCAACAAAUCCAAUUUGGGCAGGAAAUACACCGGUUCCGCCAAGUGUCAUUUUUAUAGGUAGAAUACAUGAAAAUACUGACGAACAAUUGUCAGAGGACUUGAAAUACUUUCUAGAUAACUCGAAAAAUGGUGUAAUAUACGCUAGUUUUGGAUCCAAUGUAAAAACAAAUGAAGUCAGUGCCAAAAUUACAAGAGUUUUGGCACAGGUAUUUACCAAAUCAUCAUUAAAUGUAAUAUGGAAAUUGGAUCAAAAUGAAUUAUCGAAUCACAGUGAUAAUAUAAAAAUUAUGAAAUGGUUUCCACAGGCUACUUUGUUACGACAUCCAAAUAUUAAAGUAUUUAUUACUCAAGGGGGCUUGCAGUCAACAGACGAGGCAAUAUCAGCUGGCGUACCUUUAAUAGGUAUACCAAUAUUAGCAGACCAGUGGUAUAAUACUGAACAGUAUGUCCACUUCAAUAUCGGAGUAAAACUCAGAUAUGAUACAUUGAAUGAGGAGCAACUACAGGAGAGUAUUAAUAGACUUACAUUGUAUGACAGGUCAGUAAAUUAUCGGAAGAAUGUCGUUAAGCUACGACAACAAAUACUUGAUCAGCCCCAAAAGCCAUUGGAGAGAGCUAUUUGGUGGACUGCAAACAAAUCUUGGAUGAGUUUGGAGUUGGAGCUUCUUUUCUUCCUGAGUGUUGCAUUACUUAUAUUGUAUGUUAUGGUAUUUACAAUGCUGUUAAUAUUCAUAUUUGUGAUUUACAUAUCAUCAACACAAUGUGCAAGAAUUUUGGCGGUAUUUCCAACACCAUCUAUAAGCCAUCAAAUUGUUUUCCGUCCGUUAACGCAAGAACUUGCAAGGAGAGGUCAUGAGCUCAUCAUUUUAACUCCAAAUCCAGCAUUCCCUAAGGGACAAGCACCGAAAAAUAUAAUUGAAAUCGACGUCCACAACGAAUCCUAUGCAGUUAAGAAUCAAACUACAAAAGAAGCAUAUGAAAAAGAUACAAGUUCAUUGAAAAAAGUAGAAUUGUUAUCACAAUUAUUCGUCAGAGUUUUCAGGGUACAAUUGGAAAAUGAAGAAUUUCGAGCUAUACUAAAAUUAGAUAAAGAUUAUUUUGAUUUGUUACUUGUAGAAGCUUGUGUAACCCCUACUUUAGGGUUGUCACACAUAUUUAAGGCACCAGUUAUCCAAGUCAGUUCAAUGGGAGCAUUAAUGAGUAACUAUGAAGCUCUUGGUAUUCCGAUGCAUCUGUUCUUCUUCCCAUCGAGCGUUCGUAAAAGAAGUCAUAAUCUAUCGUUAACAGAGAAACUUUCAACUCUUGUAGAAUUUGCAGUUUCUAAGUACGUAAUGAGAAAGACUAGAAAUUUAGAAAAUAAUUUGCUACGUGAACAUUUUGGUGACAAUAUACCUUCAUUAGAUGAAUUAACUAACAAUAUUGAUAUGUUAUUCCUAAACACGAAUCCUCUUUGGGCUAAUAACUAUCCAGUACCGUCUAAUGUUAUUUUUGUUGGAGGAAUGCUUCAAAAUGCAAGGAAAGAUCUACCUAAGGAUUUAGAAGCUUGGUUGAAUUCGUCUAAGAACGGUGUUAUUUAUGUUAGUUUUGGUAGUAACGUAAGUAAUAAGACGUUUUCACAUAAAACAAAACAUGUUUUAUCAAAUGUUCUUUCCAAUUCACCCUACGAUGUACUAUUAAAAUGGGAUGAAGAUGUAUUAAUAAAAGAAUCCAAAAAUAUUAGAAUUGGAAAAUGGUUUCCACAGUCAGAUUUACUAUAUCAUUCAAAAAUCAAACUAUUUAUAACACAAGGUGGUUUGCAGUCAACUGAUGAGGCAAUAGCAGCUGGCGUACCUAUGAUCGGAAUACCAAUAUUUGUAGACCAGGCUUACAAUACUGAACAGUAUGAACAUUUUAAUAUUGGCGCUAGACUUAAUUACAAUGAACUAACAGAGGAAAAGCUUAAGGAAACUAUAGAUACUGUAAUAGAAGACGAAAAAUAUCGUAACAAUAUAAUUAAAUUAAGGAAGAUUAUAAAUGAUCAACCACAAUCACCUUUGGAUAAGGCAGUGUGGUGGACAGAAUAUGUUAUACGAAACAAUGGAGCACAACAUUUGAAAAGUCCAACAGCAAAUAUCUCAUGGAUAAAGUAUUUGGAAAUUGAAUUAGUUGCUACUCUUACAAUAAUAUUAUUGUCAUUUAUUAUCUUUUUAAUAUUAACAGUCAAGUUCCUGGUUAGACUAACCAUUGGUAUGUUCCGAAAGUUGAAAGUGAAAAGGGACUAACUAUAUAUAUUAUAAAUAUAUUGCAUUCUGUUUAAUUAUAGAUUUAUAUCCUUCAA